Penicillium cinerascens is the source of this 1209-nucleotide messenger RNA. RefSeq names its product metallophosphoesterase family protein. Gene Ontology annotation, molecular function: hydrolase activity, acting on ester bonds. The transcript is spliced from 2 exons. Gene Ontology annotation, cellular component: cytoplasm. The record is from RefSeq and is a predicted model, not a curated record. Lineage: Eukaryota; Fungi; Ascomycota; Eurotiomycetes; Eurotiales; Aspergillaceae. The coding region runs from base 1 to 1209 and encodes 402 amino acids.
AUGUGGCACGCUUUAGCUGCCAUAUUCUUUUUCGCGCUGCCUUCUCUUCAGAGCGCAGUACCGAAGAAAUUCGCACCGCUUAAAUUCGCCAAGGAUGGUACCUUUCAGAUCUCCAUUCUAGAAGAUCUUCACUUCGGAGAAAAUGCGUGGGACACAUGGGGUCCCGAGCAGGACGUCAACUCCGUGACUGUAAUCAACAGAGUUCUCGACACCGAAUCUCCAGACCUCGUCGUACUCAACGGGGAUCUGAUUACCGGGAACAACGCAUUUCUGGAAAACAGCACGGUUUACAUCGACGAGAUCGUCGGCCCGCUGGUUGAUCGCGGCCUGACUUGGGCUUCCACGUACGGGAAUCACGAUAGUGCAUACAACCUAUCCCGCGAGGCGAUGCUAGCGCGGGAACACCGCUGGCCAAAUUCACGCACCGAGCAAAUGGUCUUCGGUCGCGAGGCAGGCGUGUCGAAUUACUAUCUUCCUGUAUACGGUAGCGAUGAUCAGGAUUCCACCUUCUUCGAUAGCCGAGGCGGCUUUUACUUCCAAGAACUGGACUCCUCCGGGAACGAGAUCGGGCAGCCGAACUGGGUUGAUGUUAGCGUUGUCGACUGGUUCAAAAAGACCAACGCAGAGUUCAUCCAGAAGUACCAGAAGAAUAUCCCAUCGCUUGUUUUCGUGCAUAUCCCGACGAAUGCGUCGCUCGCCGCACAAACGGAGGUCGGAAUCAACCCGCAUCGUGAACCGGGAAUCAACGAUGACUAUACCCUCGCGCAACAAGGUCAGGGAUGGUGUGCCGACGGUAGUGAUGCCAGCUCGUGCACCUACGGUGGCCAGGACGUGCCGUUCAUGGAAGCCCUUGUCAACACGCCCGGUGUUCUUGCGGUGUUUUCAGGUCAUGAUCAUGGCGAUACGUGGUGCUACAAGUGGGAUAGCUUGAUUUCUGGAAUGAAUGUCAAGGGCAACGGUGUCAAUCUUUGCUUUGGACAGCACUCUGGGUAUGGAGGGUACGGAAGCUGGAUUCGCGGGUCUCGACAGGUCCUCGUGACGGAGGCCAAAUUGAAGAACAAAGUGAUCGACUCCUGGAUUCGACUGGAAUCAGGACAUGUCGUGGGAGCUGUUUCGCUGAAUCCGACAUACGGAGAGGACAGUUAUCCAGAGACUCCGGAUCUUUUGUCUUCUUGUCCCACGUGCAACUAUACCCUUGCGAGUAAGUAG